Messenger RNA from Sciurus carolinensis (gray squirrel), 207 nucleotides. Its product is annotated as guanine nucleotide-binding protein G(I)/G(S)/G(O) subunit gamma-5-like. Gene Ontology annotation, biological process: G protein-coupled receptor signaling pathway. Gene Ontology annotation, molecular function: G-protein beta-subunit binding. The transcript is spliced from 2 exons. Lineage: Eukaryota; Metazoa; Chordata; Mammalia; Rodentia; Sciuridae. The record is from RefSeq and is a predicted model, not a curated record. Gene Ontology annotation, cellular component: heterotrimeric G-protein complex. The coding region runs from base 1 to 207 and encodes 68 amino acids.
AUGUCUGGCUCCUCCAGCGUCCCAGCUGUGAAGAAGGUGGUUCAGCAGCUCUGGCUGGAGGCCUGGCUCAACUGUGUGAAGGUUUCCCAGGCAGCUUCAGACUGGAAACAAUUCUGUCUGCAGAAUGCUCAACAUGAUCCCCUGUUGACUGGACUAUCUUCUGCGACAAAUCCUUUCAGACCCCAGAAAGUCUGUUCCUUUUGGUAG